GCCGCGCCGCACCAUGCUCCGCGGCCGCCCGCGCCUGCCCUCGGUGUCCGUGGCGCCGGUCGCGGCCCUGGCGGUGGCGCUGCUGUCGUCGCUGUCGCGCUGCUCCCUCCUGGAGCCCGACGACCCCGCGGCCUCGGCGCUCAGCCCCUACUUCGGCACCAAGACGCGCUACGAGGAUGCCAACCCCGGGCUGCUGCGGGACCCCGAGGCGCCGCGGAGGGACCCCGAGCUGCUGCAGGACGCCUGCACCCCGGUGCAGCUGGUGGCGCUCAUCCGCCACGGCACCCGCUACCCGACGGCCAAGCAGAUCCGCAGGCUGCGGCAGCUGCACGGGCUGCUGCAGGCCCGGCGGGGCGCGGGCGGGGGCGCGGGCGGGGGCGCGGGCGGGGGCGCGGGCUCGGCGGGCGGCCGGGACCUGGGCGCCGCGCUGGCCGACUGGCCGCUGUGGUACGCGGACUGGAUGGACGGGCAGCUGGUGGACAAGGGCCGGCAGGACAUGCGGCGGCUGGCGCUGCGCCUGGCCGCCCUCUUCCCCGCUCUCUUCAGCCGCGAGAACUACGGCCGCCUGCAGCUGGUCACCAGCUCCAAGCACCGCUGCGUGGACAGCGGCGCCGCCUUCCUGCAGGGGCUGUGGCAGCACCUGCACCCCGGCCUGCCGCCGCCCGACGUCGCAGACAUGGAAUGUGGACCUCCAAGAAUUAAUGAUAAACUAAUGAGGUUCUUUGAUCAUUGUGAGAAGUUUUUAACUGAAGUGGAAAAGAAUGCUACGGCUCUUUAUCAUGUAGAAGCUUUCAAAACUGGACCAGAAAUGCAGAACAUUUUAAAAAAGGUUGCUGCUACUUUGCAAGUGCCAGUCCACAGUUUAAAUGCAGAUUUAAUUCAGGUAGCUUUUUUCACCUGUUCAUUUGACCUGGCAAUUAAAGGUGUUAAAUCUCCUUGGUGUGAUGUUUUUGACAUAGAUGACGCAAAGGUAUUAGAAUAUUUAAAUGACUUGAAGCAAUAUUGGAAAAGAGGCUAUGGGUAUACUAUUAAUAGUCGAUCCAGCUGCACCCUGUUUCAGGAUAUCUUCCAGCACUUGGACAAAGCAAUUGAACAGAAACAAAGGUCUCAGCCAGUUUCCUCUCCGGUCAUCCUUCAGUUUGGUCAUGCAGAGACCCUUCUUCCACUGCUCGCUCUCAUGGGCUACUUCAAAGACAAGGAGCCCCUCACGGCUUACAAUUACAAGGAACAACUGCAUCGCAAGUUCCGAAGCGGCCACAUCGUGCCCUACGCCUCCAACCUGAUAUUCGUGCUUUACCACUGUAAAAAUGCCAAGACUCCGAAGGAGGAAUUCCGAGUGCAGAUGCUGUUGAAUGAGAAGGUCUUGCCAUUGGCUCACUCACAAGAAACCGCCUCCUUAUACGAGGAUCUAAAGGCCCACUACAAGGACAUCCUUCAGAGCUGUCAUUCCAGCAAGGAGUGUGAGUUAGCAAAGGUGAACAACACGUCUGAUGAGCUAUGAGUAGCUGCAGAACACGUUUCAUUCAUCAGGGAGUGAUUCAUAGGGAGUGAUUACGCGCUUUGGAAUAGGUGGGCAAUCCGCGGUUACAGAAAGCUUUCACAGUACUUGAGUAUUUCUGUCUUUUCACAGAAAAAUGUUUAGUUUCUUUUUGAAUCUGGACAUGGACCUGUGAGCAACUAUUCUUCACUGGAGCAGCUCUCUUAAGGGGAAAAGAAAUCUAUUUAAAGAAAUAGCUGGGCCUGCAGACGUUUACAGAAAUUAGAUUCGUCCUAUUUGUAUGAGAAAUCUCACACUGAGAAUAUGAUUUCACAGUGAUACUUAAAAGUGCUGUACUCACAAAAUACGUCAUUUGGGUGAUCUGUAACUUGACGGGACCAAGUGUAGAACCUUGACAGUUGUGACACCCUCCCUUCUCCGUGUCUCCAUCACGUGGCACAGUUCUGAUGUCAUCCUUCUUCAGCAGAGUUAUCGGGUGCCCCGGGACUGUUGCUCUGGAGGAAAGCUAACAUCUCUCUAGCUAAGAAUCUGGAACAGUAUUAAGAAUCAGUGUGAUUUUCAAAGGACACCUUCACUGAAGGAAGACAAAAAGUCUAAUAAAGUAGAUAUUUUUGUUAAUACUAUUUAUAAAGUAUUUGAACACUUUUUCAGUAAUUCCUUUUAACCUCCUAGAAGUCUUGCAAGGCCUUUCUUUAAUUAUUUUCCCACCUGUUUUACAUUUACAACUAUGAGAGGACAAAGAGGACCAUUCUCAAUGGGGAAGAUGAAUCAGAGUUUCUUAAAUCCAUUGCUUUGCGGUGUUUUUCAUUCUGUCACUUUGCUUCUAUUUUUAUAUUUUGCUAUUAUGUGAAGUGUAUCUUUUGGUUGUUUAUUACUUUUCCAUUCUUUCUUUCUUUCUUUAUUUUCCCUAAGUAAAAACUUCAUCCUGGCUGGGUUAGUUUCAUAGCUCUGAAACCAUCUCACAGGGAUACUUCUGAGUUUUGUCAAAUGCCAUGAAAGUGUUUGCUAUCAUAAUAAACAGAAUUCUUGUGUGACCUCACUACCAGGUCUUUUCUGCUGUGUUGAUAUACAAUCAGUAAUUGAUGGUAAAAGGUUGGCACUUCAAGCAGCUUUGACUAAAUCAGGCAACAUAAGGCAAUUUUCUUCUAAUAGAAAUUUCCUCAAGUAAAUUUCCACUUCUUUAAGAAAAAUGGAAAUAUAUUUUAUUUAAAAAUCUAAAUAAGAAAUAUCACAACUACAUAUUGAAAUUAUAAAAGAAGAUGCAUAGGUCAUCUGUUGAUCAUUGAUCUUCAAAUGAAUUAUGUCCAUAAAACGGGAUUAGCUGGUGCACAUGGCUGGUACACUAUAUACUGCUGGUUGUUCUGCAAUGGGCUGCUGUUACCUUUUUCUUUUUAAUUUGUAAGUGGGCAGAGAAGAAGAGAAUAAUAUAAUAUACAUUUAUGGCCAUCAUCCUGUUUCACCAAAAUAACAUUGUAACUUGUAGCUUAGAUCCAAGUAAGAACAACUGAGAGCUUUUUUGUGUUCCCCGCCUAGAGAUAACCAACAACAGAAAACUCGGUAUUCACCGUUUGUUGCAUGCUCAACGCUGGAAACUUACAGUAUUGUUGUGGGGAUUUUAAAAUUUUCUAUAAAAUACCAUUCUUGAAUGUCAUAUUCUUGGAUGAGGGUUUUAUUUGUAAUUGCUGUGUUCUUUUUCAAGACUUUUCUUGAUCCAAAUUAUUUGUCGCAAAUUAAUAUUGUCAGUUCAUCAAUACUUGUUGAGUACUUUUUAUGUACAAACACUAGACUCAGACUAUAGGUGAACAAAAUUGAAUGGACCUAGUUCUUUCAAAGGGGUUAUCUCAAAAGACCUGAAAUUUACUCGGUGUCUGAACACUAACUAAAUAAUUUUUGAUUCACAAACUUCUAGACUAUGAGAGUUUUAUAGGAGUUAUUUAAUUUUAUUUUAAGAUAGGACCAUAUAAUCAUCUUGAUAGUAUUUCAAGAUGGAGGGUAAGUAUGGUCCAUCUUUUGCUGAUACUAGAGAUUGUGUUAUUAUUCUGGUGCUAUUAUUCUCAUUUAGGAUAUGCCUGAAAUAGAAGAAUUUCACGAGAAAAAUUGAAAGUCUUCUCUGGGAUAAAAAAAAAUUGAACAUCGAAAAACGAUCUCUGGCCGACAAGAGCUCAUUCGGAACAGAUGACCAGAUCCCUCGGUUAAGCCAAAUUUUAAUGGCUGCUGGUUCUGACACUUUCAUCAAUUCAUGAGCAGCCUGUGGACGUUUGCCAUUUUUCUGUCUAAUCUACAACUUGAUGUGUGCGGUGCAUUGAACCUACUGUUUUUUACAGUUGUCUCAUUUUGGAGGUUCUGUCCUCCAGCACAUAAUCAUUCACCUGAUACUAUUUUUUGUAUAUAGUCUUGACCAUAAUUUUAACGCUGAAAGCAGAGCUCCAUUUGUAAAGAAAAAAAGCUGUUUUGUUUUUUUCAGCCAUAAUCAACUUUUCUAUCUUUACUGGAUUGCUUUCCUUUUGUGAACCGCAGAACCGAUGCAUGCCCUUCAAUACUUGGGGGUCACGUACAAACAAACCAGAACAUGUUUCCCUAGGAUGGAUAUUUCAUACGGUGUUCGUUAAUGAUCCUUGGAAUUCGGACUGUCUACAGCCGGAUGGAAGCUGAAAAUAAACAUUUGCAUUACCCCACAA
Molecule: messenger RNA, 4176 nt
Organism: Canis lupus familiaris (dog)
Lineage: Eukaryota; Metazoa; Chordata; Mammalia; Carnivora; Canidae
Gene: MINPP1
Product: multiple inositol-polyphosphate phosphatase 1
Exons: 5
Coding region: 14-1501 (495 amino acids)
Molecular function (GO): acid phosphatase activity; inositol phosphate phosphatase activity
Source: RefSeq, a predicted model, not a curated record